Messenger RNA from Chara braunii, 961 nucleotides. The record is from the annotation of a GenBank genome assembly. NCBI's taxonomy places the organism in Eukaryota, Viridiplantae, Streptophyta, Charophyceae, Charales, Characeae.
UGAGUGACUGAAGACGCUGUGAGAAGAGCGGUGACAGAUAUUGGCGAUAACGAACCAAGACAAGAAGGCAGGUGCAAUGUCGACACCGAACAGGGGAGAUGGAAUGGGGAACAAUGCUGGCAAUAGGGGCUGCUUCAAUUGUGGACAAAUUGGCCACUUUGCUAGGGACUGCCCCGCUGGAGGUACCGCGGGCACUCCCCAGCAGCAGCAGCAGCAGCAGCAGCAGGGCUCGUUUACUAAUAACGCUAGGUACUGGAAGAAGAGGCGUGAGCUUUGAAGAUGAUGUGAAAACUAUGAAGGAAUGGAUGCAGAUGAAGCUGAGGAAGGAACAAGAGAAAAUGGAAAAGAAGCGGGAAGAAGAAGAAAAGGUGAGAAGAGAAGAGGAGGAGAGGAGGCUCCGGCAGGAGCAAGAACGCAGGCAGACAGAGCUGAGACGACUCAACGAGGAGACUGAGCUACGGAUCAUCUCUAUCGUAGCAAGGGAAAUGCAUCACUUCAGAGCAGAAAUCCGUAAUGACAUACAGACGACGCUGGCAGCCAGAUCGAGGACCCCCAAAGAAAAGSGGAAAGGAAAGGCGAAGUUAUUGGAUGACCAUGCUGCAGAAUCUGAUGAGCUUCUGAAGUACCUGCAAGGAGAGGUUGUCGAGAGCUCCCGAGAGGGAGAGGAGCGUGGGAGGUGGUUUUUSACCCGAAAGAAUAGAGGGCAGAGAACAGCGAGAAGGAUGGGGUCASCGGAAGAGACAGAUGAUGGGGGAGAGGUGACGCCGAGACCAGAGAAGCAAAGUGCGAGCGCAAAGGGACAAGGAGUGGACAAGAAAGUUCCGRCAACCUGCAGUAGGGAAGAAGUGAUAUAAUAUGUGCUCAACGUCAGGAAGAAAUACUCGGAGAUGACAGCGCAGGAGAUCAAAAAUCUCUGCAUGAAGGAGGGACUGGAAUACGUUAACAAAGAGCAAGGAGUAAG